Varanus komodoensis (Komodo dragon) is the source of this 1539-nucleotide messenger RNA. It is a transcript of the gene GLO1, whose product is annotated as glyoxalase I. The transcript has 6 exons. The coding region runs from base 109 to 666 and encodes 185 amino acids. Gene Ontology annotation, molecular function: lactoylglutathione lyase activity; metal ion binding. Lineage: Eukaryota; Metazoa; Chordata; Lepidosauria; Squamata; Varanidae. The record is from RefSeq and is a predicted model, not a curated record.
AUUGGUUGGAGAGCGUUUCUCGUUCAUUUUCUCUGUCGCCUCAAGAAGACGCUGAGGUUUGAGGCGAUAGUAUAAUUUGGUGGAGUUGUUUAGGUCUACUACUCCGACAUGUCUGAGCAAUCCGAGCCCUGUGGCCUUAGUGAUGAUGCAGCGUUCAGUAUUUGUUCCGACCCCGACCCCAGCACGAAGGAUUUUCUGUUGCAGCAGACAAUGCUAAGAAUAAAAGAUCCUAAAAAGUCACUGGAUUUUUAUACAAGAGUUCUUGGAAUGACCCUAAUCCAGAAGUUUGAUUUCCCUACUAUGAAGUUCUCACUCUACUUCCUGGCUUAUGAAGAUAAACAUGAUAUUCCAAAAGAUGCAAAGGAGAAAGUGGCAUGGACCUUUUCUAGGAAAGCCACAUUAGAACUAACACACAACUGGGGCACAGAAAAUGAUGAGAAUCAGGCUUACCACAGUGGCAACUCAGACCCUCGAGGAUUUGGUCACAUUGGAAUUGCUGUUCCUGAUGUAAAUGUAGCUUGCAAAAGAUUUGAGGAUCUGGGAGUGAAAUUUGUUAAAAAACCGGAUGAUGGUAAAAUGAAAGGACUGGCUUUUAUCCAGGAUCCUGACGGCUACUGGAUUGAAAUUCUGAGUCCUAAUAACAUGGUGUCCCUGCUCUCUGUUUGAAAAACUGCAACAUUAUCUUUCAUCAAGAGACUGAAAAUGCUAAUCAGUGUUCUCCUGUUUGUGAGGUAUAUACUUGAUUUAAGGGAAGAAAAUUUGUCCCCAAACCCAAUUAGUACAUGCCAGCACUCUCACAUUCUCCUUUUCCCCACCCUCUGAUUCUUUUCAAUUUGGCUUGUUGUUCGAAAGUAGUUCUAGCACAACAUAUGUGGAGGGGAUGGCUGCAUUCAGCCUAUUCUCCAAACUGGUUUGGAGGCUUGAGACCUAAGAACAAUGUUCUUGUAUAUUUCUUCCCCUUUUCCACCUUGCUUUGUAAGUGAGAAGUGAUUAAAAGAGUCCACGUUUUGUUCAUUGCAAGCCAUACAUAGUAAUUUUCCCUGAAUGCAAAACAAAUUAUUUGGAAGCUGGUCAUCUGUUCCUGUUAUUCCUGGAGGAGGUGCUUUAAAAAGAAGCUUAAUGUUUGGAUUGUGAUAAUCAUAGUUGAGACCCCACAUCAUGGCUUGUAUUCCAAAUGUUUAAGAUCUGUUUGUUGAAAGUUGUUCAUUUGCACAGUAUUUCAUAAAUUUACUCCUGUCAUCAUGGUAGCUGCCUCUUGAGGAGGAGCAAUCAUGAUGAUUAUGAUUUAAGAAUGACUUAUGAACUCAGAUAUAAUGUAAACCAUAAUUACCAUAAAUCAUGAUUGAGCUAGCAUAGGUUCAGAUACAGAAACAAACCAUUGUGUGUGUGAUGACUAAAUGGAGCUAUUCUGGAAUACAAUUAUAUAGUGUAUGUUGUGCAGAAAUCUUCAUCAUAACCUAUUCAUGGCUGAGUGGAUUUUGAAUUGUUAGUCAGCCAGAUUUUCUCUUAGUCCAAAUAAAAAUUAGUUUUUGGUAGGAA